Messenger RNA from Fonsecaea erecta, 1755 nucleotides. RefSeq lists its product as hypothetical. The transcript has a single exon. The coding region runs from base 1 to 1755 and encodes 584 amino acids. Lineage: Eukaryota; Fungi; Ascomycota; Eurotiomycetes; Chaetothyriales; Herpotrichiellaceae. The record is from RefSeq and is a predicted model, not a curated record.
AUGGCAGAGGCUGGCCUCAAGAUCGUCUUCCAGGGGGACCCAGACCAGGAGGAACAGGGCAUUGGCUUAAGUGCCCGAGAACGACGCGCUCAUGCUGCUCGAAUUGGUCACCUGAAAUCGGCGCAAAGGGCCAACAAGACUGCGAACAAGAAUCAGCCUACCAAACGCCCUACCCGAUAUUCACUUCCAGAAACACAAGCCCUUUACAGACUGAACGUACGAAAGCAAGACCCAGCAGGUAGCUCCAAUGCGAGCUCCAAGUCUUCCAGCAGCUCGAGCUCGAGCUCGAGCUCGUCCGACGAAGAAAGAGAGCUGACGCCCCCCUCGCCGCUGGUGCUCAAUGGUAACUCGGACCCCUUCGCCAUGCUCCCGAUCGUCAUCACGCCGCUGGUGAAUCAGUGUUUGACGUUCAUGCGCGAGGCGCUGUACCCGAGCAUCUACUACAACACCUUCUUCCGUCGCCUCUAUGGCACCGCCCACGGGCCGAUCAACGUGCUCCAAGACAGCACCUGGUUGCCCGCGCAGACCGCGCGACAAGACUGGGGCACGGCGGCAAACAGCCUAAACUCUGAAGGGCAGGCCAUGGCCUGUAUCGCGAGCUUCCUCAGCAACAUGGCGCCUCUGCUGCCGGAGGAAGGCCGACUCAAAGUCGGCCGCGAAGCUCUGAUCUACACCACCAAGAGCUCACACUUGUUGCGAAUAUCUCUGGACAAGCUACCCAGCACUGACGGCAAAAGUGCCCUGCUCCGAGACUCGAGCCUCAUCAGACACGUCUUCUGGUUGUUCCGCGCCGCCGUCUUCUCAGAAAACAAAUCCUCAGUCGCAGUGCACGGCAAGGUCCUGGCUCAAAGCAUCAUGCAAGGGUUCAACGACGGUUUUGUUGACCACUUGACCAUCAUCCAAGCCAUCAACGCCGAUUGCGACGAUGCGACCAAGUUUAUGCGCCGCACCUAUUUCGAUCCAGACUGGUACCGAACGAUCGUCGAGCCAAUCUGGACCAUGGCCGAACACAUCCUCCCGCCGAUCCCCGAGGCCGUCUUUGUCAACAUCAAUCCGGCAAUCGAGUUACCUGAGCUGCGCGAGAUAUUCAUCAAUUCGCUCCACCAGGCCGCGUACUGCGAGGACGGACUGCAAGUGGCCGACGAGGCGUGGGGCCCCGUGGAGCACCGCCAGCUGGCGUUCGCCUGGUUCGCCACGCAGAGCGAGUACACCAUGUCGAAACUGCUCCAGAUCUACUUUGACUACCGCGGGGGGAAUCGUUCGUCACCUCAUGACGGAGGGACGCAGCAAGUGCUCGCACCGGGCCAGCGUCUGACACAGAUUGGCCUGGCGCUGGGGCUCCUGUACUACGUGCGCAUCCUGGGCCACGAGACAAAGAUCAACGGCCAGGACAUUCGCGACUCGUCCCCGGAGAUCAUACGACAUUUGAGAGCCGUGAUGCGGCAGGUCGCGAUGGUGGCCACCGACGACGAGCGGCGGCGGUACGGCGAGGCGCACGCGUGGCUGUACUUCCUGGGGGCCUUUGAAGAAGAACGAAAGGGCAUGUCGCCGAAAGUGACUUGGUUUCAGCGCCGUCUCGCCGAACACGUCAAUAUCUCUAAGGAGAGGGGCUGGAACGCAUCAUCCGGCUGGAAACAUUACCGCCCCAUCUUCCGCACGUUCCUCUAUACCAACUGGGCUUACCCGAGCGGGUCGACUUGGUUCGAUCGAGUCAUCACCACAUACACAAGCCCGGUAACACGAGAAAUUCGCUAA